UUUUUGUUUUUUUCAUUUAUUCAGUGAACUGGUGCCGUCUUGGUUAGUGGACAACACGACGCGCUCGUCACCCGUAACUCGACGACGACGACAACACCUCAACGGAGCUAGAAUCUUGGAGGGCUGCAGAAAACCAUUUGGUGAAACGCGAGUUUUCCGACAGUCAUACUGGAUGUGGAUUAAUUAUUUGGCUGUAAUUGGCUUUUGCAUUCGGCGAUUCUAACGCUUUUGAUAUUGGUGAGAAUGAUAUGUGGAGUGAGGAGAUAUGUGCUGGUGGUGGGCGGCGGGGUGGUGGGUGUGGCGGGCGGGGCGCACAUGAUGGGUGCAGUCUUCCUGGCCCACCCCGCCCACCUCCUCCUGUGUCUCCUGGCUGGGGCGUGGGCGCUGGUCAACGGCAUGAGCGUCAUGGUCACUGGCUGUUCCUCUUACCACCGAGUACAUGUCUUCCAAACUCCUAAUUCAAAUACCUUUGUCUCAAACACCCCUCCCCCCCGGGUACUUGCCUCCAACAUUACUGCUCCAGGAUCCCCUGCUCGCGGAUCCCCUGCUCCCGGAUCCACUAGACGCAGAACCCCUACACCCGGAUCCCAUGCCUCCAAAACAUCUACCCGGAAAACCGCAGCCAGAUGGCGCCUGCUUGUGAUUCGUCUGAGUUUGUCGGCCACAGCCCUGGUGUUGACCACAGUGACGGUGUUCGUACAGGUGCACCACGCGGGGGUGUACCAAUGGCCGCGCCAGACACCACACACUCCCCACCAACACUCCCUUCUCGCCUCUCUCUCCAAGGCCUUUAAUCUUCGAGGUGUGUGGGUGGUGACCGCGUCGAGUAUAGUGGGGACACUGGCAGCUCUCGUAGCCUUCGCGUUUUCCUUUAGCCCAUACCACCAAGUUAGCGACGACUCUACCUUUUUAAACCAAGUGUCGAUUCUGUCGUCCGGCUGGGUGUACGACCCGUCGCCGCCGCCAAGACCUCGAGCCCCUGAGACACAUGUUGAGGCGAAGACAGAGAUGCAUCGUCUUCGAACCCACGACCAGACGUCAGAGGACAAAGAGAACGCAGACCCUUCUCUUAUUUUAACUGUCUCUCACUCGCGGCACCAUACACAUGACAUCACCUCUGACUCUUUACACUCUGUUGAUAGUUAUGGUGAGGCAGAGUCCCCUCGCCUGCCGGUCUUCAGUGAAAAUGUUGCCAAUAUGUCUGUGUCUGACAAUGGCGUCGAUGUCACUAGGCACUUGCCCAUGGUUCGACUGUUAUCAUUCGCGCCCAGGACGUCUUCCAGUGGAUAUAUAAGUAACAAACUUGAAAGCAGCGAAAACAACACCCAGUUACUACAGUUAAAUCAAACUGGUUCUCGGCCAUCGUCUCCAGCUUUAAGAAUGGGAGCUAAUGACACUCCUGUAAUCCGGGAACAAUAUUUACGAAGCAUUUCACCAAUUCGUAGAGUGAUCAUGCCCACUCUUACGGCAAGUCAGUCUUCAGAAAGCCCAAAUCCUCUGUCAAAUCUGACUUAUUCCACGCCAGCGGAAACAUCAAGCUCCUGUCGGCUGUCAAUUCCUAACAAUACACUCUUUGAGCAAUAUUCUCAGUCUCAGACUGUUCCUUAUUUUUCCACUGAUUUUAGAGAGACAUUUCCGCAUGGCAUGAGCGUUUCUGGGUCCUCAUGGUCUGAAAAUGUACAUGUAAUUUAUCAUGGGGUUCAAGAAGCUCUGCACUCGCUUUAUCACGACCCUUUAUCAGAAGACACAAUAGCAAUACCUCAGAAGGGGUCGGACCUGAGGGUAGCUGCAUUAACUAAUGAAAGUUCACCAAAAACCAAAUCAGUUUCGUUUACUCGCGAACAAAGAGAGAGCAAUAUUCGUCCCAAGCAUAAGUCCAGCCAGUCCGUAUCUGAAGUGGUCAUUCUUACUCGCCACCACAAUUCAGGUUUGUCGCAAACUUCACCUCUUGGUAACAAGGACAAAGCAUCACCACCAACACCUGCCCGAGAGGCCUACAUGUGCCACGAUCAAACCUGGAGAGGGAUUUGCCCCACAAGUAGCUGUGGGAAGCCUACUCCUCCCAUCAGAAGCUGUACUACUCGUAUCACUUCUACCCUUUACACUGGUGAUCUAAGGAUACCCAGUGUCCCACACUGUUAAACCGUGAGUGUAAAUGUAAAAUAUAUAAUGUAGAUUGUGAAAUAUAAAAUACACAGACAUGGUUGUGGAUACGAGUAUGUAAUACUGUAAAUAAUACUAAAAUCUUUACAAUGUUAACAUUUGUUAUAACUUAAAAGGGUGCAUUGCUUUUUAACCUAUAUAUUGGUCACAGCAGACCUUAUGUUUUAUACUAAAGUUAUCUACCAUGAACCCUUGAUGUAUAUCCACCUACUGUAACUGCCCCCCCCCUGUCACAGCACAGUCAUGAUGAGCGAGGGGGAGGCAUAUGCUCAUAGUUCUCUAAUAGAUGGGAGUGACUUCUGUAGUCCUCCCAGAUGGGACAGCAUGCAACUUAUGUGUCUGUAGGACUACAGUUUCCAUUUAGGUCAUUUGAUCCACUUGCUGAAUGAAUUACCCCCAUGGGGG
Procambarus clarkii (red swamp crayfish) is the source of this 2568-nucleotide messenger RNA. Lineage: Eukaryota; Metazoa; Arthropoda; Malacostraca; Decapoda; Cambaridae. The record is from RefSeq and is a predicted model, not a curated record.